This is a messenger RNA of Brassica oleracea var. oleracea, 3847 nucleotides long. RefSeq names its product leucine-rich repeat receptor-like protein kinase PEPR2. Lineage: Eukaryota; Viridiplantae; Streptophyta; Magnoliopsida; Brassicales; Brassicaceae. Bases 354 to 3692 code for a protein of 1112 amino acids. Gene Ontology annotation, molecular function: ATP binding; protein kinase activity; protein binding. The transcript has 2 exons. Gene Ontology annotation, biological process: protein phosphorylation. The record is from RefSeq and is a predicted model, not a curated record. Gene Ontology annotation, cellular component: plasma membrane.
AAGGAAGAAGGAAGAUGACAAGUCUCCGAGUGGAGAGGGUGACGAAACAGCGUUGAAGUCGCGAAUUCGCAAAGUUAAGUUCACAAUCUCUGACAUUCAUGUUAAAAAAGCGCGCUUUUACAAAACUCCUAGUCUCUUAAAUAAUGCCAUUGCCAUAGCUUCCGAUCAAACGUUCUUAUUCAGUCCCCUUCAAAAUCAAGUUCUCACCUUUUAUAUUCUCUUGAUCUUUGUGGGUUUAGUGUUGGUGAGGUGUCAGAGUAAUCAAGUUCUCACCUUUUAUCCUCUUUCUCAUUCUGGGUCUGAGAGUUUCAAAUUUUCAGUCUUGAUUCGUCUAUUGAGAGAUUUCAACACAGAUGAUGAAUCUUGGGUUACUUGGAAUUACUCUGCUUUGCUGUCUCUUUGUCUCUUUCCGUAUAGGUUCUGUCUCAUGUCUAAACUCGGAUGGUUUGGCUUUACUUUCGCUUCUCAACCACUUCGACAAAGUACCACCUGAAGUCAAUUCCACGUGGAAGAAGAACACAUCUGAAGCCACUCCGUGUAAUAACUGGUUUGGUGUCAUCUGUGAUGAUGAUUCAGGUAACGUCAAGACUCUUAAUCUGAGUGGGUCUGAGGUUUCGGGCCAAUUAGGCUCUGAAAUAGGGGAGCUUAAGAGCUUGAUCACUCUGGAUCUGAGUAACAAUAGUUUCUCUGGUCGGUUGCCUUCCAGUUUACGAAACUGUACUUCACUUCAGUACUUGGAUUUGUCUGAAAAUGGGUUUUCCGGAGAGAUUCCAGUUACUUUUGGCAGCUUGAAGAAUUUGACUUAUCUGUAUCUCACUUCAAACUUCUUCAGUGGCGAGUUGCCUGAGUCCUUGUUCCAGCUUCCCUUGUUACAAGUGCUGAAUCUUGACCGCAACAAUCUUACCGGUCUGAUUCCUGCAAGUGUUGGUGGGUUGAAAGAGCUUUCAGAUCUGACCUUGUCUUAUAAUGAGUUGUCUGGUCCCAUCCCUGAGUCCAUUGGGAACUGCAGUAAGCUGGAGUAUCUGUACUUGCACAAGAACAAGCUUAAUGGUUCGUUACCGGAGAGUCUCAACCUGCUCAAGAAUCUCAGCGAAGUGUUUGUCAGCAACAACAGCCUUGGAGGGAGGAUUCGUUUCGGUUCAAGCAACUGCAAGAAGUUGGUGACUUUGGAACUGUCAUACAAUGAUUUCGAAGGUGGUGUUCCUCCUGAACUUGGCAACUGCAGUAACCUUGACUCUUUACUCAUCAUCAAAUGCAACUUGACUGGUAAUAUUCCAUCAUCAUUGGGUAUGUUAAGAAAGGUUACGCUUAUUAACCUCGGCGACAAUCGUCUCUCUGGGAAUAUCCCUCAUGAGCUUGGGAGCUGCAGCAGCUUACAUACUUUGAAGCUGAAUGGCAACCAGCUCCAAGGCGAGAUACCCGCUGCAUUGGGUAACCUAAAGAAGCUACAAAGCCUGGAGCUUUUCGAGAAUAAGCUGUCUGGGGAGAUUCCUAUCAGCGUAUGGAAGAUUCAGAGUCUGACACAGAUGGUCGUUCACAACAACACUCUCACCGGAGAACUACCAGCUGAAGUUACUGAGCUGAAGAAUCUUAAGAAGCUUUUGAUGUUUAACAACAGCUUUCAUGGAGGGAUACCGAUGAGUUUAGGUGUGAACAGAAGCUUGGAGGAGGUGGAUCUUAUUGGUAACAGUUUUACAGGGGAGAUACCUCCCAAUCUCUGCCAUGGACAGAAGUUAAGGGUUUUUAACUUGAAUUCUAAUCAGCUUCAUGGUAGCAUUCCACCGUCUGUGGGUCAGUGUAAGACCCUCGAGAGAAUCUGGCUUGGAGGAAACAAGCUUUCUGGUGUUCUUCCUGAGUUUCCUGACACACAUAGUCUUGAGUUUGUGGAAAUCAAAGGCAACAACAUUGAAGGAUCCAUCCCUCACAGCUUGGGAAGCUGUAAAAAUCUCCAGACAAUCAUCCUUUCUCAGAACAAACUCACCGGUCUGAUACCUCCAGAACUGGGAAAUCUACAAAACCUCCAACGGUUAUAUCUGUCACAUAAUCACCUAGAAGGUCCUCUGCCAUCUCAGCUAUCAGGCUGUGUGAAAAUGCUGGAGUUUGAUGUCGGGUCCAACUCAUUGAACGGUUCUGUUCCAUCGACUUUCAGCAGCUGGAAAAGCUUGACUACUUUGGUUCUCAGCAAUAAUCGGUUUUCAGGAGCCAUUCCACCGCUCUUGGCAGAGUUUGGCCGCCUAAUAGAUCUCCAGGUAGCUAGAAACGCUUUUGAAGGUAAGAUUCCUUCCUCUCUUGGCUUGUUAAAGCACCUGAACAGCUUAGACCUCAGUGGAAACAGAUUCACCGGUGAGAUUCAAUCCUUUCUGGGAGGUCUUGUCGUUCUCGUAAGGCUCAACAUAUCCAACAAUAAGUUGACAGGGAACUUAUCCGUUCUUCAAAGUCGUAGUUUCUUUCAGCUUGACGUCUCGAAUAAUCAGCUCACUGGUCCUAUACCGGAAAUGCUGAUAAAUAGUUCAUCAGUAUUUACUGGAAACCCAAGCCUCUGCAUUCAACCUUCUCACUCAGUAAGUGCUGUGAUCCGGAAAGAGUUUAAAACUUGCAAAGGUCAAGCCAAACUUAGCACCUGGAUGAUUGCCCUUAUAGCGGUUGGUUCCUUUCUAUCUGCAUUGGCUUUGCUUUUUGCUUUAGCUUUUGUUUUUCUCUUCUGCAAACGAGGAGUCAAGACAGAAGAUGCUCCUGUCCUCGUCGAUGAAGAAGAAGGCCUUUCCUUACUGCUUAACAAAGUUCUCACAGCCACUGACAAUCUAGACGACAAGUACAUCAUUGGAAGAGGAGCUCAUGGAGUUGUUUACAAAGCCUCAUUAGCCCCAGGCGAAGAAUACGCCGUGAAGAAACUCAUCUUCGCGGAACACGUACAUGCAAACCAGAAUAUGAAGAGGGAGAUCGAGACGAUCGGGCAAGUUAGGCAUAGAAAUCUCGUUCGGUUGGAAAGGUUUUGGAUCAGGAAAGAAAAUGGCCUGAUGCUGUACAAGUACAUGCCCAAUGGAAGCCUAUACGAUGUUCUGCACAGAAGUAAUCAAGGAGAAACAGGUCUUGACUGGUCUACAAGGUUUAACAUAGCUCUUGGGAUUGCACACGGGCUACAGUAUCUACACCAUGACUGUCAUCCACCAAUCAUCCACCGUGACAUCAAACCAGAGAACAUACUCAUGGACUCGGAGAUGGAGCCGCACAUUGGAGAUUUCGGAUUGGCUAGGAUUCUAGAUGACUCUACUAUUUCAACAGCCACCAUCACAGGCACCACUGGUUACAUUGCACCAGAAAAUGCGUACAAGACAGUGAGAUGCAAGGAAUCAGAUGUUUAUAGUUAUGGAGUUGUUUUGCUCGAGCUGAUAACGGGAAAGAGAGCAGUCGACCGAUCUUUCCCUGAGGAGACUGAUAUUGUGAGCUGGGUCAAGUCUGUGUUAAGCAGCUACGAGGAUGACGAUGAUUAUACUGUUAGUCAAAUCGUUGAUCCAAAGCUUGUGGAUGAGCUUCUGGAUACAAAGCUUAGAGAACAGGCAAUUCUGGUUACAGACUUGGCGCUUGUGUGUACAGACAAAAGGCCAGAGAACAGACCGUCAAUGAGAGAUGUGAUGAAAGAGUUGACUGAUGUGAAAGAUCUUGUAAGAAGCACUUCUGGUUCUGUUCAAUAAUUUUGGGUUUGACAGAUUUAUCAUAGCCACUAGUACUGAUUUAUUAUAAAUUAGCAUUGAGUAACAUUUGAAGAUCUGAGACAACAUAUAUGAUGUAUCCAAAAAUGCCUUUUAUAUUGCUUAAAUGAAAAUUGAGUAAUAGAGUUACAACAACA